Messenger RNA from Penicillium malachiteum, 1992 nucleotides. Its product is annotated as anaphase promoting complex subunit CDC16. The record is from RefSeq and is a predicted model, not a curated record. Gene Ontology annotation, biological process: cell division. Bases 1 to 1992 code for a protein of 663 amino acids. Gene Ontology annotation, molecular function: protein binding. The transcript has a single exon. Lineage: Eukaryota; Fungi; Ascomycota; Eurotiomycetes; Eurotiales; Aspergillaceae.
AUGCGAAGGCAGGAACAGCACGGGGGGGAGCGUGGCGAGCGCAUUGAGCGACGAGAAGACCGAGAACAGGAGGACAGCAGUGAUAUUCGAUUCGAAGCAUCCAUGUGUUAUUUGCGAGGACUUUGCUUUGCAAAGCAGAAUGCAUUUGACCGCGCUCGGGACUGCUACAAGGAUGCAGUGCGUAUUGAUGUGCAAUGCUUUGAGGCAUUUGAUCAACUCAUGAAGAAUUCCCUUAUGUCGCCUGCAGAGGAGCUUGAGUUCCUUGAAUCCCUGGAUUUCGACUCAGUCUCAUCACCAGACCCAACGGUCGCCCAGGAGGCAGCCGAUUUCACAAAAAUGCUCUACACGACCCGUCUUUCCAAAUACUCCUCACCUACAAUUCUGUCUAAUGCUACCGAGACUCUCUCAACACACUACAACCUCUCUCAGAACCCAGACAUACUCUUAUCGCGUGCCGAGACAUUGUUCACACAAUGCCGAUUCCCAGAAGCUCUCGAAUUGACCUCUUCCAUUCUCUCUAACGCCCAGUCGAACGAGCUUGCAGUUGCCAGCAAUGGAAUGCCUGCCCAUAAUCAUUUAGGCCAUGCCCCAGGUGUCUAUCCCCUCCACCUAGCAUGCCUCUAUGAGACAGGUGCCACAAAUGCAUUAUUCCUACUCGCACACUUGCUGGCUGAUCAUGCACCGGAAGAGUCUUACACAUAUUUGGCCAUCGGCACCUAUUAUCUUUCCGUGUCCAAGAUCGCUGAAUCUCGCCGGUUUUUCUCCAAAGCUUCUUUACUUGAUCCUCACUCAGCCCCUGCAUGGAUUGGAUUUGCCCAUACUUUUGCUGCCGAGGGAGAACAUGACCAGGCCAUUGCGGCAUACAGUACAGCUGCCCGGCUCUUCCAGGGUAGCCACCUGCCACAGCUCUACCUGGGUAUGCAACAUCUAGCAUUGAAUAACAUGUCUUUGGCCCAUGAAUAUCUCUCUGCCGCUUUUGCUAUGUCAACAGGUUCCGCACCAGGUACUGCAUAUGUACCCACACCAGACAAAUCACUUCCCAUGCCUCUAGGUGGAGACCCUCUGGUACUGAAUGAGCUCGGCGUUGUGUAUUUCCAUCAAAAUAAUCUCACUCCCGCUGUUGAACUAUUUCAGCAAGCUCUGAACCUAGCUAAUUCUCUUCAUUGCGAACAAGGCGCCUGGGUUGCAACACGUGCCAAUCUGGGCCACUCUUUGCGCCGGAUGGGUCUCCAUCGCGAAGCUCUGCUGGAAUUUGAUGACUGUCUUCGAGUGGGUGCUGGAGGUAACAGCAUGGGCUACGCACCCUUCUUGGGCGGUGGGUCGGGUGGCUCUAAUUCAGUCGCGAACGCCUCCAGCGUUGGGGGCUAUGAGGACCGAGGACUCCUGGGUUCAAUCCACACAUCUCGAGGCUUAACCCUUUUGGAGCUCGGCCGGGCUGGUGAUGCUGUCGCAGCUUUGCAUGAGGCUGUACGAGUAUUGGGCGCUAGUGGAGGUGGAGAGGCCGCAGGAGGAGCCGGUACUGCAGGAACGCUUCUAGGUCGUGCACUAGAAAUCUGGGCAGAAGAAGGCCGUGAGCAGGAUCGGCAAGUAAUUGAAGAAGAAGAGGAAGAGGUAGAGGAAGUUAGCCAACCAACGCAUUCACGCCAGGGAAGUUCAUCCUCUCGUGCUCGCGAAACUCGCAGAGAACGUCCAACUCCCGGUGAAUCACGCCGACGUGGUGGUCGGAAGGAGGCUUAUCAAGAGCAAUGGACAGAUGAAGUCACACAUGCGGCUACUCCACAAUCGAUGGAGCCCACACCCCCGACUAUGGAGCAUCAAACCGAGAUGGAUCUAGAUGGGGAGGCAGAUGGAUUACUGCGUCGUGCUUUGGAUCGCAUACGUCCGCCUCGUAGACGCCAGGCUGUUCCACCCCACCCAGACACAGUGAUGAGUGACACUCCUGUGCGUGCUCGGGGACAUCGAUCGAACCGGAGUCAAUCCCAACCACAGUGA